AGGGGAAAAGCCAGCAGCCUCCGAAUCAGACUUCAACACUUUGGAUUCCGCCAUUGGCUUCUCUCUCUCUCUCUCUCUCUGCAACUGCGAUCAUCUCUCUCCCUCUCUUCCUCUGCUUCUGCUGGAACAGUGACGAUCCUUCAUCUUCAAUCGAUCCUCGUCAGCGUCCUUCGCCCCCCCCAACAUUUUCUGGGUCUCCACCGAAGCCAACCCCAAGAGAAGCGGAUUCCCAGCUCUGACAGCGAAUCCACAGCUCAGCCCCGAUCGCAAUGCCAUCUCCCCUCCUGCCCAUCACCAAUACGUCCUCCCGCCAUGCCUCCUCCUUCGACCCCGUCUCCUGCCUCGCUUCUUCUCCGUCAUCCGCAUUUUUCCUCUCCAAGGACGGCGCCGCCGCCCACGGCGACCCGAUGGCGAAUCUCCUCAUCUCCUCCCCUUUCGACGACGAGAAGGCCGCCUCCGUCAGGCCCCUCCUCUCCGGGGCCUCCAGCUACGCCUCCACAGUAACCCCCGCGUCCGCCCCCUCCGGUUUCUAUCAGCAGCGGCGGCGGCGGUCCGCCAGCGAGAGCUCCCUCUCCUCGAUGUCCGACGACGGCCGGCACCAGUCGCUGGGCCGCGAGGUCGCGGAUGCAGCUUCCGAGACUUUCGUGCUCACUCGCCUCAGCUUGAAGCUCUUGAGAUGUCUCGGGGUAGGCUACAGAUGGAUUACAAGAUUUCUUGCUCUUGGCUGUUAUUCCUUGUUACUGAUGCCUGGUUUUGUUCAAGUUGGGUAUUACUAUUUCUUCUCUAAGCAGGUACGCAGAGGAAUAGUUUAUGGUGAUCUACCCCGAAAUAGGCUCGAUUUAUAUCUACCGAAAAACAUGGAUGGGCCAAAGCCAGUUGUUGCAUUUAUAACUGGUGGAGCCUGGAUAAUUGGCUACAAAGCAUGGGGAUCUCUUUUAGGUCAACAAUUGUCAGAAAGAGACAUCAUGGUGGCCUGCAUUGACUACAGAAACUUUCCCCAAGUUACCAUUGGCGAUAUGGUUAAGGAUGCUUCCCAGGGUAUCUCUUUUGUGUGCAACCAUAUAGCUGAGUAUGGAGGCGAUCCAAACAGAGUUUAUGUGAUGGGACAGUCAGCUGGGGCACAUAUUGCUGCUUGCGCAUUUUUGGAGCAAGCAAUUAAAGAUUGUGGUGAAGGAGAGAGCACUUCUUGGAGCGUGUCUCAGACUAAAGCGUACUUUGGUUUAUCUGGAGGGUACAAUUUGUUAGAACUCGUUGAUCACUUCCACCGUCGAGGCCUGUACCGCUCAAUCUUCCUGGGCAUUAUGGAGGGUGAACCAUCAUUGCGACGAUAUUCUCCCGAUUUAGUGGCCCAGGACCCCAACAUAAGAAUUGCUGUCUCUCGUUUGCCUCCUAUUAUUUUGUUUCACGGCACUGCAGAUUAUUCUAUUCCAUCAGAUGCCAGUAAAAAUUUUGCGGAGACUCUUCGAAGAGCUGGAGUGAAAGCGGAAUCAAUAUUAUAUGAAGGGAAAACCCACACUGAUUUAUUUCUCCAGGAUCCUAUGAGGGGUGGCAAAGAUGAUAUGUUGGAAGAUUUGGUGGCCUACAUACAUGCUGGUGAUACAGAAGCUCUCGCCAAGGAUGCAGUAGCUCCUCCUAGACGUCGGAUGGUACCCGAGUGUAUGUUGAAGUUAGCACGUGCUGUCAGCCCAUUUUGAACUGUAAUAUAGUCAUUGGUAGCGCAAAGACAACCAACGUUUCGGGGUAGUUAUAGUUAGAGCUUAGGCCCUAUUCCAAGUCUCACUUUAGUAUUUUUGCUACAGUAUUUCUCUUCCUCUCCUACUUUUUACUGUCAUUGUUUAGCUAUUUAAAUUUUCAUCUCUUUCUUCAGAUCUCCAAGGAAGAUCCCUUGAACUGCAUAGUUCCUGCAACUGCUCUUGAUGUAAAAUGCACUUGUAUACCACAGAUACAAGUAUUUGUAAUGAAUUUGCAUAUAGCAAAAACGUGGCUUUAUGAUGUUCUUUA
This is a messenger RNA of Rhodamnia argentea, 2001 nucleotides long. RefSeq names its product probable isoprenylcysteine alpha-carbonyl methylesterase ICMEL1. Lineage: Eukaryota; Viridiplantae; Streptophyta; Magnoliopsida; Myrtales; Myrtaceae. Bases 270 to 1694 code for a protein of 474 amino acids. The transcript has 11 exons. The record is from RefSeq and is a predicted model, not a curated record.